Molecule: messenger RNA, 2865 nt
Organism: Macadamia integrifolia
Lineage: Eukaryota; Viridiplantae; Streptophyta; Magnoliopsida; Proteales; Proteaceae
Product: serine/threonine protein phosphatase 2A 55 kDa regulatory subunit B beta isoform-like
Exons: 14
Coding region: 595-2142 (515 amino acids)
Biological process (GO): peptidyl-serine dephosphorylation
Cellular component (GO): cytosol; protein phosphatase type 2A complex
Molecular function (GO): protein phosphatase regulator activity; protein binding
Source: RefSeq, a predicted model, not a curated record
GAUCUUGGACAUUAUGGCGACUGGCGAGAUUACGUUUACGUUCCAUCCACUUCCUCGUUUAGGGUAAAAUUUUUAAUAUAUUUUAGCAAAAAAAAAAAAAAAAAAAGAAAAGAAGGGAGUAUGACAUUACAGAAAAAAAAGAAGGGAGCAUGACAUUACAGGAGCUACUAGUCAGGGAAGAGUGCUUUGGUUCCGAAAGCUCGAAGGGACGCAUUUCCUGCUCCGUUAUUUUCUUCCAAUCUCGGUCUCCCUCUCACCACGGAAAGGAAAGUGAACGGGAAAAAAAAGAGGAAAAUAAGAAAAAAAGGGACCAGAGGAGAGGAGAGGAGAGGAGAGCAGAAGAGAAGAGAAGAGAAGAGAAGAGAAAAGAGAGGGAGAGGGAGAGGGAGAGGGACACAAUCGCUCUACGAACCCUCUAUUGGUUGGCGGUGUCUUCGAUGGAAUACUGAGAAAACCUGCAUUUUUUCCAUAGUGUAUUGUGAGUGUUUCAAGCUAUGAUCUUCCCAUAAGGUUGAGAAGAAGCUGAUCCUUUCAUGCCGUGAGUCCUUAAUCCGGGGAUUCAUUGGUCGAUUUGGCCGGAAAUUCACUUAGAAAAUGAACGGCGGUGAAGAAUCGGGAGUUGCUGCUCUGGCGGGUCCACCGCAGCCGCCGCUUGAGUGGAAAUUCUCUCAGGUUUUUGGGGAAAGGACAGCGGGGGAAGAAGUUCAGGAAGACAUCAUUUCAGCAAUUGAAUUUGACAAAACAGGGGACCACCUAGCUACUGGUGAUCGAGGCGGCCGGGUGGUUUUAUUUGAAAGGACUGAUACAAAAGAUCAUGGACAUCGAAGGGACCUGGAGCGAAUGGAUUAUCCAAUUAGUAGGCAUCCUGAGUUCCGUUACAAAACAGAGUUUCAAAGCCAUGAACCAGAAUUUGACUAUCUGAAAAGUUUGGAAAUAGAGGAGAAAAUUAACAAGAUAAGAUGGUGCCAAACUGCUAAUGGUGCUUUGUUUCUUCUAUCCACUAACGACAAGACAAUUAAGUUUUGGAAGGUCCAAGAAAAGAAGGUGAAAAAAAUUUGUGAUAUGAAUGUGGAUUCCUCAAGAGCUGCGGGAAAUGGUAGUAUUGCGGGUUCAAGCAUAUCAACCACCCAAAAACCGUAUCUUGCAAAUGGGGGAUGUCUGGAUAAGUCCUGCAGUUAUUUGAGCAAUAACUUCUCAUUCCCCCCUGGAGGCAUUCCGUCACUACAUUUACCCGUGGUAGUUGCUAGCAACGAGACAAGUCUUGUGGCUGGGUGUCGAAGAAUAUAUGCUCAUGCUCAUGACUAUCACAUCAAUUCUAUUUCAAAUAACAGUGACGGGGAGACAUUUAUAUCAGCUGAUGAUUUGCGAAUUAAUCUCUGGAACUUGGAAAUAAGCAAUCAAAGUUUCAAUAUUGUUGAUGUCAAGCCUGCAAAUAUGGAGGAUCUAACUGAGGUCAUAACAUCAGCUGAGUUCCACCCAACUCAUUGUAACAUGUUAGCAUAUAGUAGCUCAAAGGGUUCAGUCCGUCUUAUUGAUUUGCGGCAAUCAGCUUUAUGUGAUACUCAUUCCAAAUUGUUUGAAGAGCAAGAAGCACCUGGUUCAAGAUCUUUUUUCACGGAAAUUAUUGCCUCAAUUUCAGAUAUUAAAUUUGGAAAGGAUGGAAGACAUAUUCUUAGUCGUGAUUAUAUGACCCUAAAGCUAUGGGACAUAAACAUGGAUUCUGGUCCAGUUGCAACUUUCCAGGUUCAUGAAUAUUUAAGACCCAAGCUAUGUGAUUUAUAUGAAAAUGAUUCGAUCUUUGACAAGUUUGAAUGUUGUCUGAGUGGCAAUGGAAUGCGAGUUGCCACUGGAUCCUACAGUAAUCUAUUUCGCGUGUUUGGUUGUGCUGCUGGCAGCACUGAGGCAACAACAUUAGAAGCCAGUAAAAACCCCAUGAGGAGACAAGUGCCAACCCCUUCGAGGCCUUCCAGAUCCCUGAACAGUCUAACACGUGCCGUCAGACGAGGGGCAGAUAGUCCAGGAGUUGAUACUAACGGAAAUACUUUUGAUUUCACGACAAAAUUACUCCAUCUAGCUUGGCACCCAUCUGAAAACUCACUUGCCUGUGCCGCUGCAAACAGCCUGUACAUGUAUUAUGCAUAAAGAAGGUCCUAGAAGUAAUGUGGUGUUUGGCAAGUUUUUUUGUUUACUGUUGAAAGCCACCUUGACUCACCUCCCAACCAGUGAGAUGGAGGCUGCAUCAUCCCUUCAAUGCCUCAGCAUCCCUUGGCUUGUAGCAAGUAAUCUGAUAUUGGGGUCCAGAUGGGCUGUCUCAGAAAUCCAAGAGGAAGACCUGUCUUUUGUUCCCGGGUGGGCAGUUCCUAUCUGAUUUUUUCUUUCCUAGAAGAAAAGAUGCAGUUUCUGUUCUUAUUGUGUUGGGUUUAGGUCAAAGAAAAUGUGAUUGUAGCUCUUCUACAACCAAAACAGAGGCUGUUCAAUUCUGCAGCUAGAUUUGAGGUCAAUGGGAUCUUAAUUCGAAUUGGAGGCGAAGAGGCUGAUCUGUUGCGUCGAUCUUGUGGGCACCAAGGGCAUGGGGCUUGUAUUAUUGGACCUACAUUUUGAGGGCUUGUGAAAUUUAAUUUAGUCAUGAUUAUUGUCAUAUCCCAAGCUAACCGUUCUUUCUUCUCUUUCAGAGUUGCCAGUCUGUUUGUUUGCAUGUCUAGUAGCUCUCAACUUAUGGUUCCCAUGGGUGUUGUGGAAACUGAAGUAACCAUGGGAAUCCUACUCUGCUCGGGUUUCUGUUAUUGUUCAAUUUACAAUUCGGUACUUGUAAAUUAUGGGGGUUGGUUUGAAUAAGCUUGGUUCAAACUGAAGUAACCAUGGAAA